Messenger RNA from Kalmanozyma brasiliensis GHG001, 1167 nucleotides. RefSeq lists its product as uncharacterized. The transcript has 2 exons. The record is from RefSeq and is a predicted model, not a curated record. Lineage: Eukaryota; Fungi; Basidiomycota; Ustilaginomycetes; Ustilaginales. The coding region runs from base 1 to 1167 and encodes 388 amino acids.
AUGGAGCUCAAGGUCACGCUGUCCGACUCGGUGCUCGUACUGUCUCGUCAAGACUGUCCUGGCAGAACCGAGAUGUCAGACGCACCUCCAGCUUACGAGCAGACGAUGGCGGAUUUCAGCUUGCUCCGGCACUCGUCGGCGUCAUCGUCAGCAACUUCUUCAUGUGCGUCAUCUUCAUCGGCGUUCCCAUCCUCCUCCUCGCCAGGACCAUGCCCGUUCCUAGCGUCAUCUUCAAGGCUUCUUUUGAGCGCGAAGAUCACGCUCAGCGUCCCCGCAAGCCAGAAGUCAAGGCACCUGCUCAAUUCGCUGACCGCCAGGCUCGUCGCCAACGAGUCCCUCGUGUACAACAGUGGCGCGUUUGAGCAGAGUCGCCUUAUCGAUAUCUGCGUUCGCGUCGCUAUUCCAGACGAGUGCAUCUUGCACCCUGGUCAUUCGCAUACCUUCCAAGCCGAGAUCCCUUAUUCGAGCCAUCUACCUUCGAGCGUGCAGCUCCCCGAUGCAAGACUGACGUAUAAGGUUUGCGUCGAGGCCAAGACACUGCCUGCCAGCUCCAAAAAGUCGUGGUUGACAACCGCCCUACAAGGCACGACGCUGACCGACUCGUGCGGUUUGUUAGUCGUUCAAGCUGCCGAGAUGGUCCCGUACAAGUUCUCCAACAUCAAAUACGUCGAUAUUGGUGGACUUGGCCAGGCGUGCAUCUCGGUGACCCCGUCGCCUUGCAUCAUAGGCGAAGCGACGUUGCUCAGCCUCGCCCUGACCAACCCUCAUCCAUCUGGCAAGAUCACCGGCGUCGAGUCGAGUCUGAUUCAAGACUAUCACUUGCGCUCGCAACACAGUGCGCAUUCGUCCAACGGCUUGUCCAAGCACUACAAGCCAAGAUUGGUCGUCAAGCUCGACUCGACGCCUGUGACAUGUGGCUCUCCGACGGGCGCGCUUGAUCUUCGCCGAGCGGCGACGACCAAGGGCGAAGCUCGAACCGUUACAACCGAGACGUACGAAUUCCGAGUCCAGAUGCCCGAUCAGACCGUCGUGCAAUCCUCAACGCUAGAUCAAGAAGCGUCGAGCCCAACGAUUCUUAUUUCACAUCACCUUCAGGUUCGCGUUGACUUUGUCGAUACGGCGGAUCAGCCCGGAUCCUUUCCGCUGGUGUCUCUACGACACCGCUAG